Molecule: messenger RNA, 813 nt
Organism: Adineta ricciae
Lineage: Eukaryota; Metazoa; Rotifera; Eurotatoria; Adinetida; Adinetidae
Source: the annotation of a GenBank genome assembly
AUGUCUAAUACUUCAACGAAUCCGACAAUGGCGGGAGGUAAUGGCAGAGAUGUGGGUGAUGUGGUCUUUCGAGCCCUAACCUCCUUCUCUGGAACCUUCUCACCAGAAGCAGUUCGAGCUGGUUUAUCUGGUCCUCGUGUUGGUGGUCCGCCAUCAACAAUCUGGAGACGGGCCAGUAUGAACCACUCGAACAAUGAUGGGUCUUACUGCCUGUAUGUGUGUGAGAGGACGGGAGAAGCCAUGUGGAUACCAAAUGGAGAAUUCUUUGUUGCCAAUAGGCCACAAGGAGUUGAGGGUGGUAGAGGUAGUCUCAUGGACUACCUAUUGAGAGACGGAAGACAGGCGGUGAGACCCAUCGGUUAUGGAUUCCAUCACACUGGUCGUAAUGCUUCUGGAGAGAAUGGGAACAUUCGUCGACCCAGAAGUACGCAUGCCAGUGUGAUGAGGAGAGCGGAAACGAUCAGAUUGCACCGGCACAAUCCUCUGGUUCGUGCAGAACCAGGUGCAGUCGGUACCGGGAAAAGGCGGACUGUUGCCCGAAGAGAGAGACGAGAACGCGCCCAUGAACUCCAUCAUCCCACGACGUCUCCACCAUCACCACCAACAACAAUAACACCACCAACAUCAUCAUCAGAAUCAGUGGUGAUGGAAGACAAUAAGCAACAGUGGAAUGAUGGAGAGGCCAUCAACUCAGCCACCUACCCACCUCAACGCACCAUCAUCGUCUACAAUAGCAAUAUGGGCAGUAAUCACAACUGUCAAGAAGCAUCGAAAAUGGCCACUCUCAACCUCUCGGACGAUGAAUCCUUAUAA